Dinoponera quadriceps is the source of this 2546-nucleotide messenger RNA. RefSeq names its product probable ATP-dependent RNA helicase DDX17. Bases 131 to 1831 code for a protein of 566 amino acids. The transcript is spliced from 8 exons. The record is from RefSeq and is a predicted model, not a curated record. Gene Ontology annotation, cellular component: ribonucleoprotein complex; cytoplasm; nucleus. Lineage: Eukaryota; Metazoa; Arthropoda; Insecta; Hymenoptera; Formicidae. Gene Ontology annotation, molecular function: ATP binding; RNA binding; RNA helicase activity.
UUUGCGUCACUUGAUCGAGUACGUUGGAUUCGAUUUCUACGAUUUCCGUAUGCGAACUGUCGCAGCCUGUUUAUUGACAAGAAACGGCGUUUAAAAAGAAAGCUAAAGUUCAUCCCGACGAAACACAGAUAUGGGUCGUUACAGGAGCCGCAGUCGCGAUAGAGACAGAAGACGCCGAUCACGUACCCGCUCGCGUAGUAGGUCACCGCGUGACAGGAGGAGUUGGGGAGGUAGCGGCGGUCGUGACAGACCUAUGAGUAGCCGUAACAGUCGUGGACAACCCGGUGCUAACCUGAGGAAACCUCGAUGGGACCUCAGUCGAUUGGAGCCUUUCAAAAAAGAUUUUUAUGUUCCCAAUGAAGCUGUCCAAAAUCGGGAUCCGCGUAUUGUGGAACAAUACAGAAGCGAAAAGGAGAUUACACUGAGAGGCAAGAACAUACCCAAUCCUGUUCUUAAUUUUGACGAGGCUUGUUUUCCAGAUUAUGUUUUGAAGGAGAUCACGAGACAGGGAUUUAGUGAACCAACGUCGAUUCAGGCCCAAGGAUGGCCUAUCGCGUUGAGUGGACGAGACAUGGUGGGCAUAGCGUCCACGGGAUCCGGAAAAACAUUGUCCUACAUAUUGCCUGCGAUAGUUCACAUCAAUAGCCAGCCAAAACUAAGCCGAAAAGACGGACCUAUCGCAUUAGUAUUAGCGCCAACGCGAGAGCUUGCUCAACAAAUACAACAAGUCGCUGAUGAUUUCGGCCACUCAUCAGGCAUUAGGAACACUUGUCUCUAUGGUGGAGCGCCGAAAGGCGCUCAAGCUAGGGAUCUGGAUGGUGGUGUGGAAAUAGUUAUCGCCACGCCUGGUAGAUUGCUCGACUUCCUCGAGUCUGGCAAGACUAAUCUGAAAAGAUGUACAUAUUUGGUAUUAGACGAGGCUGACAGAAUGUUAGACAUGGGAUUCGAGCCUCAAAUCAGAAAAAUCAUAGAACAAAUUAGACCAGACAGACAGACGUUAAUGUGGUCAGCCACAUGGCCGAAAGAAGUGAAGAACUUAGCUGAGGAUUUUCUUAAGGAUUAUGCUCAAAUUAAUGUUGGUUCUCUGCAGCUUGCAGCAAAUCAUAAUAUAUUGCAGAUAAUUGACGUAUGUCAAGAUUAUGAGAAAGAGAAUAAAUUAAGCACUCUGUUGAAAGAAAUAAUGGCUGAGAGCGAGAAUAAAACUAUAGUAUUUAUUGAAACAAAGCGUAGAGUAGACGAAAUUACGAGAAAAAUGAAACGCGACGGCUGGCCUGCCGUUUGCAUUCACGGCGACAAGACGCAGCAGGAACGAGAUUGGGUUUUACAAGAUUUCAGAUCAGGCAAGGCGCCAAUUCUCGUUGCCACCGAUGUCGCCGCACGUGGUCUCGACGUUGAAGACGUCAAGUUUGUCAUCAAUUUUGACUACCCCUCCUGCUCCGAAGAUUAUGUCCAUCGUAUCGGUCGUACCGGCCGCCGACAGAAGACCGGCACGGCCUACACCUUCUUCACCCCCAACAACUCCAACAAGGCCAACGAUUUGAUACAAGUGCUAAAAGAGGCGAACCAGGUGAUCAAUCCGAAGCUGCUGGAGCUCGCCGACGGUAGAGCCGGUGGAUACGGCAGACACAGAGGUGGCAGAAACCGAUGGCGAUCGCGAGGCGGUCGUAAUGGGAAGGAGCGCAGCUACUCGAGAAGCAGAAGUCGAAGCCACAGCAGAGAACGCAACGGACGUGGCAGUCGGCGGAGCUACAGUCGUAGUUAUUCGCGGAGUCGUAGUCCAAUCAACCGUACAGAGGUUAUCGGCAAGAGCUACUGGAGUAGCGAGAGAUGAUCUUCCAGUGGCGGAUAAGAACCCCAUGGCGACGUGAUUUUUUUCUUUCUUUUUUACGUGUUACGCGAGACAGAAAUCGUCUCAUGACGAAAUCAUUGCCCGAAAAAUUAUACUUUCACUGUUUGUGCGAUAAACCUAUCUGUCCCACGGUGUAAUCGGCCGGUUUGCGCGGAUUUCUCACGUCAGCUUCAGUGUAAGGUAACUGUCACUAUAUCAUUUACAGUGAUGAUAGUGUGCGCUGGUGCGAGUUAAUGCCUAUUAUACGUACAUACACGUACACAAACGCUGGUUCACUGAAAAUUUUCGAACGUAAAGGCGCUUCCGGCCGGAACGCACGUCGAGAGACGAGUAUCUCCGGCGUGCAUUCCGUCUGCGACAAAUCGUGUGCCGAUUGUUUUACAAAUUUAGACUCCACACAAAUUCAGAAACUUUUUACUAUCGUGCGAUAUUUACUGCUGAGCGUUUCCCAAAAUGUUCGCAAACUCCCAGCGUGUUUAUCGACCGGUUGUUUGUGCGCGACGUUUUCGGUGCACACACACAGUGCGUGCUGAGUCUAUCCAAGCGAAUUUAUUGCAAGAUUACUUCUUGUUACGGAAGUACUUGUACGAACAUUUAUGUGUACUUCGACGAAUCUAAAUUGACAAUUGUCACUCAUCAAUAGUGACGAUGAUGGUAUGCUUACGGUGGCGCACUAGCUGCGCAACAGUACGCCUAU